AUGUUUUGGCUGUCUUUGUACUUUUUCUUUGAUAUUUUUUUAUUCUUUUUUCAUAAAUUUUGUUUCUUUUGUUUUCUUUAUUUUUUUUCCUUGCAUUCAUUUUUGCUUUUUUUCCAUAUUCCUUUUUUCUUUCGUUCGUUUUUUCUUCCUGUUUGUUUCCAUUUCUUCUUUUAUGUUUCCUUGUUUUUUUAUUGCUUAUUAUUUUUGUCUUUCAUCCCUUAUUUCUUUCUUUAUUUCUUUCAUCUUUUUUUUUUAUCUUUCUUGAUUUAUUUAUAUUGUUGUAUUUUUCCGCUUGUCAGUUUUUCUCUCUUUUCUUUUCUUUUCUUCAUUGUUUUCCAUUUAUUUUUUCCUUUCUUUCUUUUCUCAAAUUUACAUUGUUUCGACAUAUUUGAUUGUCUUCAUCAUAUUCUUCAUUGUUUUCUUUUCACUUUAAAUAAAGUUCUCUUUUAUCUCUUUUUUUAUUUCUCAUUUGACUUUAAAAUGGACCCGCCAUUUGAUGUCCUUUUGCGAAGCAGCUGCAGAUUUAUUCCACGUGUCCUUUACCACCAUAUCGCCCAAUCUGUUCUUUCUUCAUCCUCUUCUUUCAUUUCACCGGGCACCGAAAACGUUAAAACCUUUCUUCUCCGAGUUUUUUCUUUCUUAAUUACAAACAUUUUCCUUUAUUCACAAUUCACGUCCUUUGCUUUUAUUUUUCUUUCUUUCCUUCUUUUUAUUUCCUAUUUUCUUCCCAUCGUCUCUUUUUCCUUCCUCAAUUCAAUCACUAGUCUCUUUAUUUUUCUUUCUUUAAUUCUUUCCUUCUUCCUCUUUUCAUACUUCAUUUUCCAGUUUCUUCCACUGUUACUUCUCCCUUUUUUCUUCCACCCUUUAUACUUCCUUCAUCGCUUUCUUCCUUAUAUCCUCUUUCUUUCUUUCUUUCUUUCUUUCUUUCUUUCUUCCCUCCCACAUUAUUUAAUUAAUUCGUUUAUUCAGUUUUCUCUGUCUUCUUCCCUUCCUAUUUUCUUCCUCAUUUUUCCUUCACUUACUACUUUCUUUCCUACCUUCCUUCUUCAAUUUCUUCUUCCUUUUUGUUUCCUUUUUCUCAGCACGUUUUUCUCCUUCUUCGUUUCAUUUUUUACUUACUUACUUCUUCUUCUUGUAAAUCCUUCCUUGCUUCCUGCUUUCUGA
Molecule: messenger RNA, 1164 nt
Organism: Acanthosepion pharaonis
Lineage: Eukaryota; Metazoa; Mollusca; Cephalopoda; Sepiida; Sepiidae
Source: the annotation of a GenBank genome assembly